GGCCCUAAUAACGUCUUUCCAAAUUUGCCCCUGUAUGAUUCAUGAAUUACCUCAUUGUUCGCCUGACCCGUCUCUUCCCCCAAUCUCUGUCUCUCUCUCUUGCAAGCACAAGCAGCCAUUGAAGACUCAAUUGCCUGUCUCUAAUCAAGCUAACAAAUAAAGAUCUGCUUCAAUUGAAUGCUAACAAAGCAUAAAUAGAGAAAAACAAAAUCUACAAUUUCUUCAAUAUGAUGACCCGGUCAUCAUCAGGGCAAAUCAACAUCGCAGCGCGUACGAAGAAACUCGAUGUAGAUAAUCGACUCGCUUUGAAAAUUUACUAUCGUAUCGCAGAUAAUGUCCUCAAACAGGCUGACAUUUUUCGCGCAGAGGGAGACGUCAUAGAUUUGUAUGUCAUGCUUCUUAGAUACUCAAGUUUGGUCUCGGAGACAAUACCAUGCCAUCGAGAUUAUCGAGCAUCACUUCAGAGCAACAAAAUUUAUUUGAAAAAGAGAUUACUAAAUGCCGUGGCUGAGCUUGAGGAAUUGAAGCCAAUAGUUCAACAGAAACUUGAGGAGCUAAACAGGAAAUAUCAAGUGAAUAAGGGGAACAAUCAUCAUCAAAAUAAUCUUUUAGGAUUAUCUGGGGAGUUUUAUCCUGCCUAUAAGCAAAGCUUUAAGGCUUGGGGGAAAAAUAAGAUAGCCGCACCAGUUCGAGAUUUUGGGUCUCAAGUUCCAACAACUCAGCAGUUUUUGCUUGUGAAGCCAGUAGAUGAGCAUAUCCGCCGUUUGUCACUUAGUAUUCCGCAUCCAAAGGAUGAAACUCUGAGCAAACAUUCCAUCUUGGGUCCAAAUGGACUUCGAGGACAGUGGCAACCUCCAGCUAGUAACAGAGGGGUGUCUUAUCCAAGUAAUGUGGACUUCACUCCAAUUUUGAUCCCCAGGGAAAACAGCCUCCUGCAGCCUGUUGAAAAUGAGUGUUCUGAUAAAAAGGAUGAUAUCAGUUCAGAAUGUGGAAAACCAUGUGUGGAAUCAACGUUGCCAGUCAACAGGGACAAGCCAGUGCUGCGUCUUGAUGAACCUGCUUCAUUGAUUUCCUUUGAUACAGAAGAAAGCCCUCUACAAUCAGAAAUUAUUAGACAACCUUCUCCUCCACCCGUUCUUGCUGAGGUACAAGAUUUGAUGCCAACCGCUGCAUGUCCAGUCGAUGAGAUGGAAUGUGGAUUGGUUAAAUCAUCACCUGAUGGUCUAAUCUGUUCUGAAGAUCCCCUGCAAUUGCACAUUUCAGCAUCUGUGAUGGAUACUUUCAUGAAGUUAGCCAAGUCCAAUACUAACAAAAAUCUUGAAACCUGUGGUGUUCUUGCUGGAUCACUUAAAAACCGAAGAUUUUAUGUCACAGCUCUAAUCAUUCCCAAGCAGGAAGCGACAUCAGAUUCGUGUCAAACUACAAAUGAGGAGGAAAUAUUUGAAGUUCAAGAUAAGCAAUCAUUGUUUCCUCUUGGGUGGAUUCAUACACAUCCAACGCAAUCAUGUUUCAUGUCAUCCAUUGAUGUUCACACCCAAUAUUCAUAUCAGAUCAUGUUGCCUGAAGCUAUUGCAAUUGUAAUGGCCCCAAGAGAUAGUUCAAGAAAACAUGGAAUAUUCCGAUUGACAAAUCCGGGUGGUAUGACAGUUAUCCGACAAUGUCCAAGGCGUGGUUUUCAUCCACAUGACCCCCCUCCUGAUGGUAGCCCAAUUUACAAGCAUUGUACAGAUGUCUAUAUGGAUUCUAACUUGAAGUUUGAUGUCAUUGAUCUGAGAUGAUUCCGAUCAUUGAUUAAUGAUUUGCAAAUAGUACAUCUUUCAUCCAUGAUGCUUGUUUGUUGUGCCUUCGCAAUGUUGAUUGGUCUACGAGAUGUCAAUACAUAAUCCUUGAAUACUCAAUUUGAAAGUUGUUAACGGGUAACUCUUCCAGCUGCAGCUUGCGUGCAGGUAAGGUUGUAAGAGGUUCAUGCCUGGCAUUCUUGCAGAUAUAAUAGAACUGCAUCAUUGAAUUCAUAUAAUUAAAACCAACUGUGUAAAUAGAAAUUCCUUUUCAGGCAUCAUCGUGUGUAAACUUGAAAAAUGGUCAAAACUAUUGACGUUAUAGUUGUUGACUUGUAGUUGUGCAUCAGUUGUCAUAUCUACUUUGUGAAUAUAGUUUUGUUGGUUCAGAAUA
Molecule: messenger RNA, 2172 nt
Organism: Lycium barbarum (goji berry)
Lineage: Eukaryota; Viridiplantae; Streptophyta; Magnoliopsida; Solanales; Solanaceae
Product: AMSH-like ubiquitin thioesterase 1
Exons: 14
Coding region: 228-1778 (516 amino acids)
Biological process (GO): protein K48-linked deubiquitination; protein K63-linked deubiquitination
Cellular component (GO): endosome; membrane
Molecular function (GO): metal-dependent deubiquitinase activity; K63-linked deubiquitinase activity; protein binding
Source: RefSeq, a predicted model, not a curated record